AUUAUAUUGAUAGUAUAAAAGUAAGAACCUUCGUACAAGAAUUUAUUAAAAUUGUGUGUGCAAAACGGAGGUGAGUGCAAAUCAGAGGAGUACCGCUUCACCCUUCAAGGAGGAAUUCCAAACCGCAAUAAGGAUGACUCACUCCUUAAAUGAUGUUGAAGCUAUACACGCAACACCAGAAUCCAUUUGCAAUCCUACUAAUUACAACAUUGGUUGUGACCAUGUUGUUAACAACCAAAAAAAUGAGAAUGAAACCCCACCUGCGACACAAAAUUCAAAGCCAAAACGAGGAAGACCCUUUAAAACGCCACCUGAAUCGAUUAAAAAUUGGUAUGUUAUACGCAAAGAACGAAAGAUCGCCAACAGGUUCGAUACGACUUAUAUUCAUAAGGAGACAGGCUUUCGCUGUCGGUCUUUGAAGGAGAUUAAGAAUUACGAGAAAUAUGGAAGUCCCCCUCGACGUCACAAAGUGAAAACACAAGCCAAAGAAGAAAGCAAUGACAAAACCAAAAAUGAAACAGAAGUGAGUAUAUUUAUUUUAAAAAAUAAGUAGGGCUAACAAUGUAUUCUCCAACACAUUUUAGUAUUGGUUAAAGUUUACUG
This is a messenger RNA of Glycine soja, 603 nucleotides long. RefSeq lists its product as uncharacterized. The record is from RefSeq and is a predicted model, not a curated record. The transcript has 4 exons. Lineage: Eukaryota; Viridiplantae; Streptophyta; Magnoliopsida; Fabales; Fabaceae. Bases 134 to 553 code for a protein of 139 amino acids.